UCGAUCGCCUGCUCGAUCGAUCACGGGAUCAUCAUUCAUUCACCUCCUCCGCCUCUCCGCUUUGCUCUGCUCGGCUACAGCACCUCGCCGGCGCCGAGGCAAGGUUGGUUGGCGGCGGGGGCGGCGUCGGUCUGGCCAGCAGGCGCCCGGGUCCAUGGACUCCGGCGAGGCACCUGAUGAGCGGAUUCGCGAGGAAGGGGGUUUCCGGAGGAGCGACCGGAGUGCCAGCGAUACCCUGACUCGGCGUCACGCAGAUGGAGCAGGCUCAGACGCUAAUGGGCAUGACCGCGGCCUCACCAAGCGCGCGAAGGACGAAGUGCCGGACUCACCGGAGCCGCCGCCGGCCGUGGGGCCUCGCCGUGUCCAGAGCAGAGAGGAGCAGUUCGUGUGGCCGUGGAUGGGCGUGCUGGCCAACGUGCCCACCGAGCGGAGAGGCGGGCGGCAGAUCGGGGAGAGCGGGAACCGGCUCAAGGAGCAGCUCGCCGCCUUCUGCCCGCACAAGGUCGUGCCUCUGUGGAGCCACAGAGGCCACACCGGGAACGCCAUCGUCGAGUUCGGGAAGGACUAUGCCUCUCUCGGCAAUGGUCUCAAAUUUGAGAGUCACUUUGAGGCACAGGGCCGUGGCAAACUUAGCUGGGAGGCGAGCAGGUGCCGAGGAGCGCCGGAGAUGAUGUUCGGGUGGGUUGCAAGGGCCGACGAUCGACGGAGGCCGGGGCUGAUCGGGGAGUACCUGCAGAGGAAUGGCGAUGUGAAGUCCGUUGCAGAGCUUGAGAGCGAAGGGACGCGCAAGACUGACAAGCUGGUGGCCAAUUUGGCCAGCCAGAUUGAGGUGAAGGCCAAGCAUGUCCAGGAGCUUGAGUCCAAGUACAGUGAGAGGACUACCUCGAUGGACAGGGUGAUGGAAGAGAAGGAGCUCAUGCUCCAGCGAUACAACGAUGAAAUCCACAAGAUGCAGCAGCUUGCUCGUCGGCACUCUCAGAUGAUUAUCAAUGAGAAUCAGAAGGUCCGUUCGGAGCUGGAUUCCAAGAUGCAGGAUCUUGAGCUCAAAUCCAAGCAGCUCGAUGAGCUUGCUGUGCGUAGCGAAUCUGACAUAAGGAAUCUCGAGAAGGAGAAGGAAAAGAACAUGAUCAAGGCAAAAUAUCUCAAGAUGGCAACAUUGGAGCAACAGAAGGCCGACGAAAUGGUCCUGAAGCUUGUGGAAAAACACAAGAGGGAGAAACAAGCUGCUGUAGAUGAGAUUAUCAAGUUAGAGCAGAAACUGGAUGCCAGACAAAAGCUUGAGUUAAAAAUAAAACAGCUGCAGGGAAAAUUGAAUGUUAUGAAGCAUAUGCCAGGCGAGGAAGACUUUGAAUCAAAGAGGAAAAUUGAUGAACUUAGCAAGGAGCUGCAGGAGAAGUAUGAUGAAAUAAAUGAGAUGGAAUCACUCCAUGGGGCUCUGCUUAUAAAGGAAAGGAUGAGCAACGAUGAGUUGCAAGAUGCUCGGAAGAAGCUAAUAGAUGGUUUGUUGGAUGUCACAACUGGCCGAGCAAAUAUAGGCAUUAAAAGAAUGGGUGAUCUUGAUCUGAAAUCAUUUGCGAUUGCCUGCAAACGUAAAAUGGCAAAAGAAGAUGCAGAAGUUACUGCCUCCAUUCUUUGUUCAAAGUGGGAGGAUGAGAUUAGAAAUCCAGAAUGGCACCCUUUUAAAGUUGUUGUGGAUGGCGGCAAAGCGAAGGAGAUUCUCCGUGAGGACGAUGAGAAGCUGCGGGAGCUGAAGGAGAAGUACGGCGAGGAGGUGUGCACCCUGGUGACGAAGGCGCUGCUGGAGGUGAACGAGUACAACCCGAGCGGGCGCUACUCGGUGCCGGAGCUGUGGAACUUCAAGGAAGACCGGAAGGCGACACUCAAGGAGGUGGUGGAGUUCGUCCUCAAGCAGUGGCGCGCCCUCAAGAAGAGGAAGCGCUGAGCUGAGCACGCUGUUGCGACUGAAGCAGAGUAGUGAGAUACCGAACCUAGAGCAGCUGCUGCUGCACUGACGUCCCAUAUUCCUAUUGUCUGAUGAACAAACAAUUUAGGUCUGACACUGAUAACCUUUGUCUGUUGUGUUCUCUCAUGAACGAUGAUCGACUCUUGAUGUUGGUGAACCUACGGUUGGUUGUCGGAGUUUAAUGGCCGGAUUAUUCAGUGAAUGCUGCUAAUUUGAGAUUCUGAAGUGGCAUUUUA
This is a messenger RNA of Triticum dicoccoides, 2199 nucleotides long. RefSeq names its product factor of DNA methylation 1-like. NCBI's taxonomy places the organism in Eukaryota, Viridiplantae, Streptophyta, Magnoliopsida, Poales, Poaceae. The record is from RefSeq and is a predicted model, not a curated record. The transcript is spliced from 8 exons. Gene Ontology annotation, biological process: gene silencing by siRNA-directed DNA methylation. Bases 155 to 1942 code for a protein of 595 amino acids.